CAAGAGGGCCAAGUUCAGCUUGAUGAUAGAAAAAACUACAUGCCCCUCGAGAAACCAAUGGUCCAAGAAACCUCUCGAAGAGUAGAAGAGAUAAUCAAUGAUCUCCACCAGGGAAAUCAUAUAGACGCAAUGACCAAGAAGUGGCUUUCUCAAACACCUAGCCCACCGCGUAUACCAUUAUUUUACACGCUAACAAAGAUUCACAAACCAGUUUUAACUGGUAGACCUAUAAUUUCGGGCUGCGAUGGCCCAACAGAACGUAUAUCAUCAUUUUUAGACCACAUCCUACAGCCUAUCGCUAAAGUACAAAAAUCCUACCUGAAAGAUACCACACAGUUUAUCAACUUUAUAGAAAAGAGGAAAGUUCCAAACAACGCGAUCCUAGUUUCUAUGGAUGUUACCAGCCUGUACACCAAUAUUCCUCAAGAAGAAGGACUAAACACUGUAUGCAAAGCAUAUGAAGCCUUCUAUAAGAACGACACACCCAUUCCUACAAAUUCACUCAGAAGCUUGCUUAGACUUAUACUACAGGAGAACUCCUUCCAGUUCAAUGGAAGAAACUAUCUCCAGACUCAUGGUACCGCAAUGGGAACAAAAGUGGCAGUUGCUUUUGCCAACAUCUUUAUGUCCGCGGUAGAAACAGAAAUUAUCAAUAAAAGCAAGAUAAAACCCCUCGAGUGGAAAAGAUACAUCGAUGACGUGUUCUCCCUGUGGGACACAAACAGAGAGGAAAUAGACCAAUUCAUUUUAGAAGCAAACAGGCACCAUCCUACCAUAAAAUUCACGGCUGAAAUAUCAGAAGAGAAAACAAACUUCCUAGAUACUACUAUCUUUAAAGGCGAGAGAUUCUACAAAGAUUCAAUCUUUGACAUCCGUACGCACUUUAAACCGACUGAGACAUUUCAAUACAUGCAUUUUUCCUCCUGUCACGCUCCAGGCGUGAAAAAAGGAUUUAUCAAAGGCGAAGCCCUUAGGCUCCUUAGAACCAACUCUUCAAAGGCAGCAUUUGAAGAAAACGUUGAAAAUUUCAGAUCACACUUGCGUGUCCGAGGCUAUCCAGAUAAUCUGGUAAACAAAAUCCUCGCAGAGGUCAAAUUUACAGAUAGAAAGUCGGCACUUCAACAAAAACCGCAAAAAGUGAAAAACGGAUUAAUGCCUUUUGUCACACAGUACAAUCCAUCAGUGCCUAACCUUAAAAAUAUUUUAAUGAGCAAGUGGCAUUUAAUCGAAAACCAACCAAUGCUGAGAGAAAUAUACAGAGAACCACCUCUCAUCUCCUACAGGAGAGGAAAAUCUCUAAGACAUACUUGUUAG
Porites evermanni is the source of this 1314-nucleotide messenger RNA. Lineage: Eukaryota; Metazoa; Cnidaria; Anthozoa; Scleractinia; Poritidae. The record is from the annotation of a GenBank genome assembly.